UUCAAGACGGGCAAGUAUAUAAAGCUUUUGUGUAGAAUAAAAAGUCAAAACGGGCGCUCCAGGUGUUGCCUCGAACUCAACAUCCAGAAACAUGGCGACUGCGGCAGUACAGCAUUCCCCUGCUACCGGGCCGGGUACAUUCGUCGAGCCACGUGCUGCCGAAGUCAAACCGGCGAAGCAUAAUGUUGCAACUGUCUUGAAUUAUUAUGAUGAUCCUGGCGAUGGGACGCCUCCAGCCCCGUCGUACGCUGGCAAGCCAGAGACUUUCAAGCGUCCGACUGUCGCAACGGAGGUGAUUGUCACCGAUAUCAGUGGCGACGAGAGCAACUACACCCUUGACAGCCACGGCUUCCAGAUCUACCGACACGAGAGCAAGGAGAAGAAAUUUGACGACGACGAGAAGAUCAAGGCCGAAUACUACCCUGAAACCGAGCAACUGUUGAAGGACGCAACCGGAGCCGUCCGCAUCUUCAUCUUCGACCACACCAUCCGCCGCAACACGAAUGACAAGCGUGAUCCGCAGGAAUUCCAGCUUCGGGGCCCGGUCCGCCGCGUCCACAUCGACCAGUCGUAUUCCGCGUCCGAGAGCAGAGUCCCCUUCCACCUACCGGACGAAGCCGACGAGCUUCUCCGCAAGCGGUUCCAGAUCAUCAACGUCUGGCGGCCGAUCAAGACGAUCUACAAGGACCCCCUCGCGGUGGCGGACGCGCACUCGGUCCUGGAGUCGGACCUCGUGGCCUCGCCGCUCAUCUACCCAACCCGCAGCGGCGAGACGUACGAGGUCAAGGCGAACCCGGCCCACCGCUGGUACUUCAAGUACGGCCAGAGCCCCGCCGAGGUGACGCUGAUCAAGUGCUUCGACUCGCUCAAGGACGGGCGCGCCAGGCGAGUGCCGCACUCGGCGUUCACGGACCCCGCCGAGGAGGACAAGGACCCGAGGGAGAGUAUUGAGGUUAGGGCGCUGGUGUUUUAUGACUACUAAUUGGGCGACGGACGUGUGUGGUCCGGCAUGGCAACUGUGGAAUGGGGAUGAUUGAGGGAGGACUUGCGUCCUGGUAGGGGGUUGGGGAUGAUCAAGUAAGAGAUUGUAAUGCGGCUUUGCGUUAGCUUGUGAUUAAAUGAAGCAUAGCAGCAGCUCCACAGAUCUACCUUUUUUCCCUCCAAGUAAAGAUAUCAGCCUUGGGUUGCCGCUGACGUUGCGGUGUUCGUGAAUAUUGUUUCGCUGGUUGAUAGGAGAGUGGGGGAAUGAUAGCACUGUUUGAACCGUGGCCAUCUCACAUAAUUAAUGGGUUUCCACUAAGAGUGUUGACAACGACCCGUGUGGAUACAGAAGGCUGGAGACAGGGCGUAGACUCGAGUUGUGAAAAUGUGUGAGCCGGAUCCAAUUAUUGGAGUCCCGUCCACAUCAAGUUAAACCUGAC
Messenger RNA from Phialemonium atrogriseum, 1421 nucleotides. RefSeq lists its product as uncharacterized. The transcript is spliced from 4 exons. The record is from RefSeq and is a predicted model, not a curated record. Bases 92 to 982 code for a protein of 296 amino acids. Lineage: Eukaryota; Fungi; Ascomycota; Sordariomycetes; Cephalothecales; Cephalothecaceae. Gene Ontology annotation, molecular function: oxidoreductase activity.